This is a messenger RNA of Piliocolobus tephrosceles (Ugandan red Colobus), 5271 nucleotides long. RefSeq names its product zinc finger protein 451 (gene ZNF451). Lineage: Eukaryota; Metazoa; Chordata; Mammalia; Primates; Cercopithecidae. The coding region runs from base 249 to 3434 and encodes 1061 amino acids. Gene Ontology annotation, cellular component: nucleus. The transcript has 15 exons. The record is from RefSeq and is a predicted model, not a curated record. Gene Ontology annotation, biological process: protein sumoylation; negative regulation of transcription initiation by RNA polymerase II. Gene Ontology annotation, molecular function: sequence-specific DNA binding; DNA-binding transcription factor activity, RNA polymerase II-specific; SUMO ligase activity.
GUGCGGCGCGGAGAAGGAAGCCCGAGAGUGAGAGAAAGCGGUUCCGAGGGGAUAGCGGGCCAGUAAGGGCCGCUCCUCUUUUGAAGCGGUUUUGCGUCUCUUUCCGCCGGUGGCGUCGGCGCUCACGCAGGGGCGGGUCCCGGUAGCGCGAGGCGGUGCAGGGCGGGAAGGGGAGUCGUGGCGGCUGCGGCGGCGGCGGCGGCAGGGUCAGCAGAAGCAGUGGUGCUGUCAGCACGGCCGUCGGAGACAUGGGAGACCCGGGGUCGGAGAUAAUAGAAUCUGUCCCUCCAGCUGGCCCUGAGGCAUCUGAGUCAACAACGGAUGAAAAUGAAGACGACAUUCAGUUUGUCAGUGAAGGACCAUUACGACCUGUUCUUGAAUACAUUGAUCUGGUCAGCAGUGAUGAUGAAGAGCCUAGCACCUCUCAUACUGAUGAGAAUGUUAAACGUAAAGACCAUAUUGAUCAUCAGAAGGAUAAAGUUGCUUUAACUCUGGCUCGUUUAGCCCGCCAUGUUGAAGUGGAGAAACAGCAGAAAGAAGAGAAGAAUAGAGCGUUCAGAGAAAAAAUUGAUUUUCAGCAUGCUCAUGGGUUACAAGAAUUGGAAUUUAUUCGAGGACAUUCUGAUACAGAAGCAGCAAGACUGUGUGUGGACCAGUGGCUAAAAAUGCCAGGACUCAAAACAGGCACAAUUAAUUCUGGAACAAAAAGUUCAUUCCGAAGAGGAGGCCAAAUGCGGGUGUCUGGGAAACCAAUUUUAUGUCCUAUAAUGCACUGUAACAAGGAGUUUGACAAUGGGCACCUUCUCUUAGGACAUUUGAAAAGGUUUGAUCACUCUCCAUGUGAUCCAACAAUUACACUACAUGGACCUUUCUUCAGCUCCUUUGCUUGUGUAAUAUGUUAUAAAAAAUUUGUUACUCAACAGCAAUAUAGAGAUCACCUUUUUGAUAAGGAAGCCACAGAUGAUGGACAUAACAACAACCUUCUUCCUCAGAUUAUUCAGUGUUUUGCAUGUCCAAAUUGCUUCCUUCUUUUUAGCAGCAAGGAUGAGUGUUCGAAGCAUAUGUCUGGAAAGAAUCAUUUCCAUCAGAGUUUCAAACUGGGUGAGAACAAAGGAAUUGCACAUCCAAUAUCUUUUCCAUCUUUUGCAAAGAAACUAUUGAUCUCUCUGUGCAAAGAUGUUCCAUUUCAAGUUAAGUGUGUGGCCUGCCACCAGACACUGCGUUCCCACAUGGAGCUCACUGCCCAUUUCAGAGUUCGUUGUCGAAAUGCUGGGCCUGUAGCUGUAGCUGAGAAGAGCAUUACCCAGGUUGCAGAGAAAUUCAUAUUAAGAGGUUAUUGUCCAGAUUGCAAUCAAGUCUUCGUGGAUGAAACCAGCACCCACAAUCAUAAGCAUAAUUCAGGACACAAAGUCCGAGUCAUUAACUCAGUGGAAGAAUCAGUCUUACUCUAUUGCCACAGCAGCGAAGGGAACAAGGAUCCUUCUUCUGACUUGCAUUUAUUGUUGGAUCAAUCAAAAUUUUCAUCACUUAAAAGAACCAUGUCUAUUAAAGAAUCUAGCUCACAGGAGUGCAUUGCCAUUCCAAAAAAGAAGAUGAAUUUAAAAGAUAAAAGCCAUGAAGGUGUUGCUUGUGUCCAGAAAGAAAAGUCAGUAGUUAAAACCUGGUUCUGUGAAUGCAGUCAGCGAUUCCCAAGUGAAGAUGCAGUAGAAAAGCAUGUUUUCUCAGCAAACACAAUGGGUUAUAAGUGUGUGGUCUGUGGAAAGGUAUGUGAUGAUUCGGGGGUCAUUCGUUUACACAUGAGCCGGAUUCAUGGAGGAGCACAUUUAAAUAACUUUCUUUUCUGGUGUCGGACAUGCAAAAAGGAGUUAACAAAGAAAGAUACUAUCAUGGCACAUGUGACUGAAUUUCAUAAUGGACACCGAUAUUUUUAUGAGAUGGAUGAAGUAGAAGGUGAAACUUUGCCAUCAUCUUCUACAACAUUGGGUAAUUUGACUGCUAACAAGCCUUCAUCAGCUGUUGCUAUUAUUGAUCAUUCCCUGGCAAAUAGUUCUCCAAGGGGCAAAUGGCAAUGCCGGAUUUGUGAAGAUAUGUUUGAUUCCCAGGAAUAUGUAAAACAGCACUGCAUGUCUUUGGCAAGCCACAAGUUUCAUAGAUACAGCUGUGCUCACUGCAGAAAGCCUUUUCAUAAGAUAGAAACAUUGUACCGACAUUGCCAAGAUGAGCAUGACAAUGAGAUAAAGAUUAAAUACUUCUGUGGGCUUUGUGAUCUUAUCUUUAACGUGGAAGAAGCAUUUUUGAGUCAUUAUGAGGAGCACCACAGCAUAGACUAUGUGUUUGUGUCAGAAAAAACUGAAACUUCAAUUAAAACUGAAGAAGAUUUUCCAGUAGUAGAGACCAGUAACCAGUUAACCUGUGGUUGCCGUGAGAGUUACAUCUGUAAAGUCAACAGAAAAGAAGAUUAUAGUAGAUGUCUCCAAAUCAUGCUGGAUAAAGGAAAACUGUGGUUUCGCUGCAGUUUAUGUUCGGCAACAGCACAGAAUUUAACCGACAUGAACACUCAUAUCUAUCAAGUGCACAAAGAAAAGAGUGAUGAGGAGGAGCAGCAGUAUGUAAUCAAGUGUGGCACCUGCACCAAAGCAUUUCAUGAUCCUGAGAGUGCGCAGCAGCAUUUCCAUAGAAAACAUUGCUUCUUACAGAAACCUAGUGUGGCUCACUUUGGAUCUGAAAAGUCAAAGCUGUGCAAGUUUACUGCCAGUGCCUCACAUACAGAGAGAAAACUGAAACAGGCAGUAAACUAUUCAAAAAGUUUAGACCUGGAGAAAGGAGUUGAGAAUGACCUAAGCUGUCAGAAUAUAGAGGAAGAAAUUGUUGAGCUUCCAGAUUUGGAUUACCUGCGAACCAUGACUCAUAUAGUCUUUGUAGAUUUUGAUAACUGGUCAAACUUUUUUGGUCAUCUACCAGGGCAUCUAAACCAAGGAACAUUUAUUUGGGGCUUUCAAGGAGGAAACACCAAUUGGAAGCCUCCGCUCAACUGUAAAAUUUAUAAUUACCUGAACAGGAUUGGAUGCUUCUUCCUUCAUCCUCGCUGUAGUAAAAGAAAAGAUGCUGCUGAUUUUGCCAUAUGUAUGCAUGCUGGCCGUCUAGAUGAACAACUACCCAAGCAAAUUCCUUUCACCAUCCUCUCAGGAGAUCAAGGUUUUCUGGAGCUAGAGAAUCAAUUUAAGAAGACUCAGAGGCCAGCUCAUAUACUAAACCCUCACCACUUAGAGGGAGAUAUGAUGUGUGCCUUGUUAAAUAGCAUAUCUGAUACCACCAAAGAAUGUGACAGUGAUGAUAACAUGGGUGCCAAAAAUACUUCAAUAGGAGAAGAAUUUAUAUCCACAGAAGAUGUGGAAUUAGAAGAAGCUAUUAGAAGAAGUCUUGAGGAAAUGUAAUUAAAGAUAUUACCACACAACAUCAAGUGGCCUUGAAGAGACUCAGAUAAUGAAUUCUUGAGUUUGUUUUCUAAAGGAGACCAGAAAUCCACUAUUACAAAUGUAUUUGAAAACAUGGUUUUGCUUUCAUAUGUUCAAAAUCUGAUCUUUGUUUUGUAUUUUUGUGUUAAUGUGCAAACAUGUACAGAAGGAAUAGAAUACAUGUUCAUGCAAAUAUAAAUCAUGUAUUCUAAUAUAGGUAUAACAUUUUCCCAGUUAACUUUGAAUUUAUAUAUUUAAAGGAUUUAAAAAAAAAAAAAAGGAAAGCUCUUAACAGUUGUUUCCCAAAUAGCAUUAGUUCUUUAAUUUUAUUUGUACUGUACAAAUGAUUCUAGUUUAUUUUUUUAGGAGUGGAAAUGAAUAUAAAAAAGGUGACAUAGGUCAAGUUUUCCAUAAAUUCUACUUCUCAUGUGGCACUAUUAUAUAUUACCUUUGAGAUCUUUGUUUAUGUUUAUUAGAAGAGGGUUAAUGGAAACUGAUCAUGGAAACACUUAAAAUUUUAUCAGCAGUGUUCUUUGUGGGUGCCAUGCAGAUGUGAAUUAUUGCUUUAAUUAGAGCAGCAGAUUGCUAAAAUAAAAAAUACAUCUUAAUCUUUAAGAAAUAAUUUAAAUGAAACAAUUUCCAUUCCUUUUACCUGCUUAGACUUUUAUGUGACUUGUAUAAUCUCCUGUUUAAAGGGAAUAGUGUCAAAAUAUUUGCAUAAAAUUAUUUUUCAUAAUACUAGUCCUUUUUUUAUAUAUUUGUGUAAACAUAAUAUUCUUCAAGAAAUAAUGUUGAAAGCCUACUCAGGAAUAAUCUUCCUAACUCUUGAAAAUUUUUAUUUCAUAUGGAGUGUCUUCAGUUUAGUUAUUCACUGAAUUGUCAGUUUCCUUCAUUUGGUAUUACAUAUUUAAUUCUUAAAUAUUGAGGCCCCAUUGUGAGUAAUACAAAAUACGACAUAAGUAGAAGACUAAGAAGGGCUUGUCAUAUUAUCUUUGUGUAUAUGCUUCAUGUUAUUUGACCAGAAAUGUCUUAUCUCUAAAAAUUUUUAGUAGUGAUUAUUUACCAAACUUAAAAACAUUUCCAUAAAUAUAAAGCUUUCCUUUAUAUUUAAGACAAAAUAUAAAGGCUAGAAUUUUGUUCCUUCUCUGUAACACUAAAUAUUUUAGUGUGAAAUUGAAUUUUUUUAUUACUAUAGUCUUUUCAAUCUACAAUUUGUGUUUUUAAUUUCUUGAUAUGUCACUUCUGUUCCUCCCUGCUUGCAUUUUUUUAAAAGUAGACAUUGUGGCUUGAGAAUUUAUCAAUCAUCUUUCCAAAAUGACCACAUUGUGCUUUUAGUUUGUAUGUUUAAGUGGUCAAGCAAGGCUCUAGGAGGUAGUCACUGAGCUGGACCUUAAACACAUCUGCAGGAGCUCACAAAAUAGGAGCAAAAGAGGCAUUCCAGAAAGAUGAGUGGUUAAGCAGAUGUGGGGGCAGGGCAAAAGGAGACAGCUCCUUGUUGCCAGAGAUUCUACACAAAGGUGUCAUGGACACUGAUGCUCUAUUAAAGAAGCUUUUGUGGUGUGUGGUAGAGAAUAAGGCUUUUGAUAUGACAGGAAAGGGAUAUUUCAUCAUGACUCUUAAGAAAAGGUAACUGAGUUGUUUAAUGUUUUAAUUGAUAAUUGUCACUGAUUGUAUUUCUACCUGUUAAAUAAUUAAAAAUCAUCUUAAAAUUCAUACUUUGGCUUUAAUUUAGACAAAAGGAGAUGUAAUCGCUGUGUAACAUUAGAGAAAGUUAUAUGGAUUAUCAUCAAAAGUAAAUGUUUCUAACAUUGACAAA